UACGUCAGCGGGCUGUUCCCAACGUAAUGCAGUAGUGAGGAUAAUUGUAGCCAGAUUCAGGACAUGGAUUCGAAAUCUUACCGUCAUCCAAUGUUACGCGCUAAUCGAUUCAGCCGAAAUGCACAGAGAAAACUUUUACAGGUGAUAUCAAGAUCCUCAUGGGCGACUUGAACGCAAAGGUUGGUUUCGACAAUUCGCACAGUGAGCGCGUCAUAAGACGCCAUGGUCUCGGAAAAAAAUGAGCGAGAACGGAGGGCUGUUCAAAUCAAAUCAACCCAAUGUACGAAUCAAACAUAGCGCCGACAUUGCGUGCGACCGGAGGACAUCUCCUAAUCGGCGAGAUCCGGAUGCGUAUUGCUAGAAUCCAUUGACAGGAGGAGAAAAUCGGGCGCCAGUUCAACACAGGAAGACGUUGCGGUGAAAAGGUCCUUCGUCGAGGAUGUCAUCAAAAACGGGUUUUCUGCGGCUGUCUAUUUGGCCGCCUUACAUGCAAACACAGGUAACAUUCGCCUUGCUUGUGAAUGUAUUUAUGGGUACGUGACAUUUUUUUUUGUUGCACGACUGCUACUUAUGCAGCAUAUUCCAAGCUAUCACUUUCUGGCAGGUCAAACCCCAACAUAUGAUUUUGACAUUCUUCUUUUAGUGAUUUUAUGCUUCCUACCCUUGCUUCUGAUAUGCUCAGAAGUGGGUGGUAGGUAAUUCAAUGGCAUGUAAUACGCAGGCCAACCUUUCCACCCAUUCAUUCAUUCAGUUACAUUCCACCCACGGGGAGCAGUUUUUCGGAGAUUGAUUGAUUGAGUACAAUUGAAGAAAAAAAAACCGGCUGGAAAUAUUCAUAUCAAAGCCAGUACUUUUAUCGAAGCUGCUGAAAAUGUGCAACGUGAGCCAUUCCAUCGAGUCGAUUACCGUUACCGACAACGAAAAGUUCACCUAUCCGAUUGUUUUACUGAAGGGUGUGAUACUCAAUCGAUGCCAGGCAGGUGAGCUGAAAUUGAAAAUCGAUAAUUGCGAUUGGCCAGCAUCCAAAGAUGUGCGAUUCAUCAAUGAGAAACGAGGUCAAUUUAAAGUGAUAUUUAGGCUAAAGCAUGGCGAGAAUCGGGUUUCAAUAGCUUACUGCCACCAUGCAACGGAAGUUCACCUAUUCUAUGAAGCAACUGGGAAUCCCUAUUCCAUUACACCACUGUACAUAAUUUGCAGUGGCCACGAUGGGCGGUACCAGUCCGACACGGAUGAAAAUGAUAUUGAAAGCGCGUGUCACAAAAUUACCCUAGGGAUUGAACUGGUACAGAGCCUUUAUGCGGAAAAGCUUUCGGAGAAAGGAUGGGGCAGGAAAACUUUCGCCAUCAGUGGUCCAUGUUUGCCGUUUCAUAGCUCUCUGCCGGUUGAGGAUUCGAAACGCAUGUCAGACCAGCAGUUGUGGAACUACUUCGCCAAAGAGAUACUACAAUCGGAUUUGUUCUUAACGGAAAAACAAAAGUUCAUAGGGUUCAUCAGUAGUACCUACUAUGAAGGGAUAUCGGAUAACGAUUUCUCGUACGAGAACAUCAAACGACGAACAACGGGAAAUGCUGCGCUCGGUGGAGGUGGAUUGGCUCUUUUCGGAACGGGGUGUCUCUACACGUGGCCCAACAGAUUGGACGACAUAGUACCUGCUUUUCUGAACCCCAAACAAGUUGAUCGCACUCUGAUGAUGGAUGAUAGCAAUUAUAGAUACACCUACGGAGGUUGUUACGCAACCACAAUCGGUUCGGUUUGCCACGAAAUGGGUCAUAUUUUCGAUCUGGGUCACACAAAGGACGGCAUCAUGGGCGCCGAUUUGGAUCACAUAAACCGUGUAUUCACGCUUAUCUCGAGCACUGAGGAUCUUCCGGAUCGGAUCGUUGGUCACCGCGUGCCGGAUCGAAAACCGUUGAACAGCAAACUGACCCAAAUCAAACGGCCGGGUGAGUUUUUGCGGAAAUACCAGCAGCAGAAGGAAAGCGACGUAACGUUUUUCGCGGACAACUGUGCCAUUACUUUACAAUUGCACAAGUGGUUCAACUAUGGGCUCAGCACAAACGAAAAUAAUUGUGAUACUAGACUAAGCUUGAACUUCGUAACACGACACGUGACUAGUAUUAAUUCCACGCUUAAACUGAUUGAACUUCGUGAUAGGGAGGACGGGAUGCUAAAGAAUUACUGGUCGUUUUUAGACAGAGAUACGGAAUGCUUUCAGAUUCCAGAGGAGAUUUGUCUGGAUGGACUGACUUUGUUUGUGAUCGAUAAUUUCGGUAAUAUUUUAAAACAGGAUUUAUAAAGAAUGAUCAGAGCAACAAAAACCAAAUGCAAACCUGUUGUCGGUAUAAGAAUCUUAUAGCAAAUAGUUUUAGAAAACCCCGACCAAAAGUAGAUUGAUACGUUGAAUUGAUAUUUAUUGUGAAACAUUCUGAAAUGACUCAAAAUUAAAAUAACAAUAUAUAUUUGAGAGCUCUUUUAGAAAAAAAAAAUAGGCAUUCUAUUCCAAAAUAAAUGUGUUCCGAUGCAUGCUUCAACGGUUAAAUUAGUCUAGUCAAGAUAGGUAUACCGCAUUUAGUUCACCACUGGACUGCGCAUUGAGUCUUCAUAAGUUCGAAAACGUAAAUAAAGCUGCGCGAUUGAAUCAAAUCAAAUUGAUGUCUUCGGCGCACUAUUUUGUUCGAUGUAUGCUGAAUAAGCGCUCUGAAGACACCAAGUUGAUUGGAUGCAAUCGCGCACUUCUAUUUGCGUGAAAACUAGUGCGAUAGUCCAGUGGUGAACUUGAUGCGCUAUAAAACUUCAUCAAAUUAGUUGAUAUAUAUUUACUGUCGAUAUUUGCAUGAUUAAUAAACGGAUAGUACAGCAGCAAUAAAUAAAAGUUUGUAUCAUUUAGCUAUUUGAAUACUUUUUCCCACGGUUUUUUUUACACUUUACCCUAUUAGUAGUGGGGUAAUUUGGUCACCCUAAACAAAAGUCGACUAGACAUGCAGAGAACAACAUUGAAUCUCUAGCAUUUCGUAUGGCCAUAAAGAUUCUGAUAAAACUACAACAGAUGCAUCGCUUUGCAUCAGUUAUCGCACUAUUUCUGUGCUCGGGCACACUAGCCGACAUAUUUUUCAUAAUUUCCACCCUACUACAGGUCCAUGGAAGAUAG
This is a messenger RNA of Aedes albopictus (Asian tiger mosquito), 3148 nucleotides long. RefSeq lists its product as uncharacterized. The record is from RefSeq and is a predicted model, not a curated record. The transcript has 2 exons. Lineage: Eukaryota; Metazoa; Arthropoda; Insecta; Diptera; Culicidae. Bases 872 to 2296 code for a protein of 474 amino acids.